AUGUUGCUACUAGUUCUUUGCUUUUUGAUGAGCGCUCUCGCUGCACAAUGCAAGGGGCACCAGCACUCCAACUGCGCAACCGGCUGGUGCAGGGCGGUCCGUGGCGUCGAGGUCUGUAUGAGGUGCAAAGCGGGCCACGUGCUGAUCGACGGAGUGUGCGCUGAUAACUCUGUUGUCUACGGCGCGGGGUCCGCCUGCCAGAUUCUAAACUGCAAGCAGUGUAACGCGGACAACACGCAGUGCGAGCAGUGCGAGGACGGAUACACGCCGAGCGCCGGGAAUACCCAGUGCAACGAGAACCCAGAAGCGCGGUGCAAUACUCCCAACUGUAAGACCUGUGACAACCCCAAAACAGGCAAUGAAAUCUGCACUAAAUGUAAUGAUGGCGACUACCUCACCCCUACAAACCAGUGCGCACAUGACUGCACAGCCAUCAGCGGAUACUACGGAGAUACUGACAAGAAGUGUAAGCCAUGCAGCCCUGAGUGCGCUGAGUGCGUUGGGCCAGCCAACAAUCAGUGUAGUGCUUGUCCUGCAGGCAAGGCAUUAACAUAUGGAGGUGGUGAUCCUGCCCAAGGGGGCACCUGCGGGGAUGCGUGUACGGCGGACAAGAACGGAUGUAAGGUCUGUGGGGCAAGGAUCGGCGGGACAGACUACUGCUCCCAGUGCUCAGUGGGUACUCAGGCUCCUCUGAACGGGGUCUGUACGGCCAACGCGCGUGCUCAGUUCUGCACACAAGUUACCAGUGGAUCCUGCACGUCUUGUAGUGGGGGCUACUUCCUCAAGAAUGGUGGCUGUUACCAGGCAGAUAGACAGCCAGGCAAACAGAUAUGUACACUAGCUGAUAGCAAUGGUGGAUGUCAGGCGUGUGCCAAUGGUCUUCCUCCUAGUUCUUCUGACGUAUGCCCCUCGUGUCAUUUCACCUGCAAGACAUGCUCGACCGCAGACAUUGCAAAUACUUGUACAACGUGUGCAACUGGGUACUACAUGGUCGGAUCAGGGCCAAACACAUGUAUUUCGUGUGAAAGUGACAGUGGAAGUGUCAAGGGAGUUGCUGGCUGCAUGAGCUGCGCUCCUCCAUCUAGCAAUACUGGCUCCGUUCUCUGCUACCUCAUGAACGGUGACAGUGCCGGCGGGAGCACGAAUAAGAGCGGCCUUAGCACAGGUGCCAUCGCUGGCAUCUCUGUGGCUGUCAUCGUCGUCGUCGGGGGACUCGUCGGCUUCCUCUGCUGGUGGUUCAUCUGCAGGGGCAAAGCGUAG
This is a messenger RNA of Giardia duodenalis, 1260 nucleotides long. Its product is annotated as VSP. The record is from RefSeq and is a predicted model, not a curated record. The transcript has a single exon. Bases 1 to 1260 code for a protein of 419 amino acids. Lineage: Eukaryota; Fornicata; Diplomonadida; Hexamitidae.